This is a messenger RNA of Mercenaria mercenaria, 1497 nucleotides long. RefSeq lists its product as uncharacterized. The record is from RefSeq and is a predicted model, not a curated record. The transcript is spliced from 7 exons. Lineage: Eukaryota; Metazoa; Mollusca; Bivalvia; Venerida; Veneridae. The coding region runs from base 1 to 1497 and encodes 498 amino acids.
AUGGUGAUGAUAAAGGUGACGGUGGUAACUAUGAGUGGUUUUGAGUUUGAUGAUGACAGUUGUAACUGUGAUGGUGAUGAGUCUGAUGAUGAUGAUGUGGUUAGUGUCAUUAAUUGUGAUUCCUGUGACGAUGAUUUUGAUGAUGGUAAUGGCAAAAAUACUGCUGAUGGUUUGUUUAUCAUAGAUAAUAGUUAUCAUAGUGAAUGCGAUCAUGAUGAUUAUUGUGGUGAUGCUGAUGAUAUUGAUGAUGGCGAUGAUGAUGGUGAUAGUGAUAACAAAGAUGCUGAUGAUGAUGGUGGUGUUAACGGCAAUUGCUAUGAUGGUGGUGAUCAUGAUUAUGACGAAGAUGUAGUAAAUAAAGAUGAUGUUGCUGCAGGUAAUGAUCAUGAAAAUCUUGAUGUUGGUGAAGGUGAAGAAGAUGCCGAUGAUAAUGGUGAUAAUUUAAACAGUUCUGCAGCUGAUGAAGUUUUUGGUGAUGGUUAUGACUGUGAAGUUGGUGAUUAUGAUUAUGAAGAAGCUGAUGUAAAUAAAGUUAAGGCAAUAUAUUUAAAAUCUUAUGGUGCCAUGCUGGUUAUAAUUAAUGUGAUUAAUGAUAAUUUUGGCGCUGAUAUUGGUAACGAUAGAAAUGACAGUAACAGAGUGUAUGAAUGUUACAGUGGUGAUGGUUUCGCUUAUUGUGAUGAUAAUACUUUUGGUGAUGAUGGUGGUAACAGUGAUUAUGAAGAUAUUGACAGUAAUUUUGAUGCAAAAGAUGAUAAAGGCAACAAUCCUGAUGGCGAUGAUGGAUUACUAAAUAAAAGGUAUGGUAAUGGUAAUAUACUCAAUGACUGCGGUGAUUGUGAUUUUCGAGUUGGUGAUGGUGGUAUACGUGAUAAUGACAGCGAUGUUGAUUAUAAAUGUGGUGAUGGCAAAAGUGCUGAUAAUGAUUCUGAUCAGAAUAAUGCUGAUGGUGGUAGUGACAGUAUUCGAUGUGAUGAUGGUGAUAAUGUUUAUUAUAAAGAUGUUGAAGAUAAAGAUAAUUCUGCUGUAUGUACCGAUAAUAACGAUUAUGUUUAUAAUUGUAAUGAUGUUCAUAACGUUGGUGAUGGUGAUGGUCAUGUUGGUGGUGGCAAUAAUGAUUGGGAUGAUCCUGAUAAUGAUAGUUAUGAAAAUGUCCGGACUGCAGGUGGUGAUAAUGAUAAUGAUGGUGAUUGUCUUGAAGGUGAUAUUAUUGCUGAUGAUAUAUUUCACGUAAGACACCAUCCAUUUGAUUAUAGUGGUGAUAAGUUUCAUGAUGUUGAAUAUAAUGGCGAACGUGAUGUUGUUGAUGUUGGGGAUGGUUAUGAAUAUGGUUAUGGUAUUUAUGAUGAAGAUAACGAAGAUGAUGGUGAUGACGGUACUAGUAACUUACAGAGUGCUGAUAUGUGCUCCAUAGGCUGGUAUGUGCUGCCGAGGGCUUAUAUGUGUUUCCGUGGGCAGAUAUCCAGCGGAGGUCUUAUAAGUUUAGCCGAGUGCUGA